UGGCGUAGGAUGGGGAGGCUCUUUGAGAUGGCGCCGGCACUGAGGCGUUGUCCCCGGGUUUACAGCACGUCCCCUGCUUUUGCUGAAGUGCUAAGGCUACCUCAGAAACAGCUAACGAAAGUAUUGUACCCGCUGCGGGAACUGGCGCAGCACCUCGUCACGGACAGCGGGUCAGGCCUCAUCGAGCAGGGACUCUUCGACCCGAGCCUGGAGGACAUCGCGAGGGCCGAGAGCAUCUUCGAGGCCACAGCCCGGAACCGCAUCGAGUACCUCAGCUCCGCGGUCCGCCUAGACCACGCCCCGGGCCUGCAGCAGCCGGAGGUGUGUUUCAUAGGCCGAAGCAAUGUUGGAAAAUCCUCCUUGAUAAAGGCCUUGUUUUCAAUGGCCCCUGAUGUAGAAGUCAGAAUCUCAAAAAAACCGGGGCACACAAAGAAAAUGAAUUUUUUCAAAGUUGGAAAAUAUUUUACAUUGGUGGACAUGCCAGGGUAUGGCUAUAGAGCCCCGGAAGACUUUGUUGACAUGGUAGAGACCUAUCUAAAAGAACGAAAGAACCUGAAGAGAACAUUUUUGCUAGUGGAUAGUGUUGUUGGAAUUACCAAAUUAGACAACAUUGCCGUAGAAAUGUGUGAAGAGUUUGCAUUGCCGUAUGUGAUGGUAUUAACAAAAAUUGACAAAUCUUCCAAAGGCUAUCUUUUAAAACAAGUGCUUCAGAUCCAGAAGUUUGUUAACACACAAACACAAGGCUGUUUUCCUCAGCUGUUUCCUAUAAGUGCAGUGACCUAUUCUGGAGUCCAUCUGUUGAAGUGCUUUAUAGCAGAUAUAACAGGAAGUCUUAAGUAAACGCUCCCAGAGUACAUGAAGUUCCAAAACUGGAGUCAAACACCUAGAAGAAUACCAAUAUUGUUUUAAAUAUUGUGUCUCAACUUGCAGGACAAUCAGUUCAGCUUUAAAACCUGCAUCAUCCUGAAUCAAAAUUGAGUUUGUUGGGGGUGAGGGUUAUAAUUAAAUCAUAUUGUUCAUUAGGAGAGAUGGUAGCUGGCUUUUCUGUCUUAACAAACUGACAAGUCCAAGAGCAUAUAGAAAUACAUGAAGUGAGCUCCUGUUAUUACUAUGUAGAGAGGUUUGUUAUAGUAUUAACUUUUUGUCUUAAUAAAGUGUCAGGCUGGAGAGGUAGCUCAGAGGUUACAAGCACUGGGUGCUCUUCUAGAGGUCCUGACUUCAAUUCCCAGCAACCACAGGGUGGCUCACAACCAUCUAUAAUAUGAUCUGGUGACCUCUUCUGGCCUGCAGGCAGAACACUGUAUACAUUAUAAAUAAAUAAAUCUUUAAGAAAAUGCCUACCGUCUUUAAUGUUAUAAAUGUCAACUGAUAAUGUAGGGCUGCCUUUCUGCAAAGCAUGCAUGGGUGAGUAGAAAAGUAAAUGACUAUAUGUAUGCUUAUCAUUCUUCCUCUAGUCUUUAUUUGAAUAUGAAAAAUUUUGUCAAAAUUUGCCAGGCCAUGGAAACACCAGUCAUGUGGGUGUGGAAUCAUUCAGUGCCCUUUGUGUGAGCACAGACUAGAUAAUCAGGGGAUUUAGGUUCCACUUCUCAUGUCUGUUAUUCCUUGGUCCCCGGGAAAAAUUACCUAUCUUCUCACCUCGUUGGUGGCUAUCAGCACCUUAGCUGUGAAGUCUAACAGGUCUUAUGGAUGACAGCUGUACAUUUGCAAGCCCAAACCAACUAAAAGACACAGCAAAACUCAACAGGUUUUUAUCACACACACACAAAAAAAAUCCCACCUGAAAGAAGUAGCAGAUACAAACAGGACCUAGCUUUAGGUGAGGAAAUGAAUUCACAAGUCAGUGGAAUAGUUUAGAAUCACUAUUACAGGUGUAGAACGGGAUGACUAGCUUUGACUAUAACUCACAAGAACAAAUUUUUUAUAAAGACAUCUAUUCUUCAUGAAGUGUCUUAGUGUUUCAAAGCGAGACUGCUGUCAGAGGUGAUAACUGUGGCAAGGAUGUAAAACUUUGUGGCUUUUUAAACUCAAUAGUAAAUGUUUUCAGUUGUUUUAAAAUAGUCUGUUUUAUCCUAAUUAGCAGUAUUUGAAGGCAAAAAAAAAAAAAAUUAAAAAAAAUUCUCACGAAGCAAAACAUAGGUGUCAAAAGAAUUACACUCUGCCGGCAGCAGAGCUGUUUGUCCAAGCUUCCCGUGGUAGUAUAGUCAAAGCUAUACUUCAUGAGAUGAUGAAGAGAAGGGGAGUGAAGCAGGACAGCUUGUCCAGCAUGCCCGGCCACCACACACACUGGUGCGUGGUGUUGAGGGACUUUGUGCACAGCCUCAGCCUCAAGAAAUGGACCUCUACUGCAAGAAUGUAGUCCAGUGGUAAAGCUAUGGCCUAGCACAUAAAAAGCCUAAAAGCAGGGACAGGUCCCCAGAGCAGAAGGCAAGGCCCAAACCUAAACACUGGUUGACACCGCAGUGAGUGUCAAGAAAAGACAUGAGUUCUCAUACCCUGCACUUAAAAAGACUGGAACACCUAAUCUGAGAUGCUAGGAACUGAAGUGUUUCAGAUUACAGAAUCUAACCAUUUGCAGACUUUAAUAGUAGACUGUCCCACGUCCAAGAGUCCCAAAUCAGAAAGACUCCAAACUUGUAACUUUUUUGAGCCUGUUUAUAGUCAAAAUGUUCCAGAGCAGAAAGCAGUCAUACUCAAGUUGGAAGUCCAGAUUCUCAGCCCACCACCUCCACCUUUGAGGCAACAGUGUCCAGCUGUGCCCUGAUUUGCAGCUUGUGCUGUCAUAGGACAACUGGUCACUACAGAGGGCAAGGGGAAGACUCCUGUGUUUUCUCCUAAGAAACUCAACCCUGGAAUAGUUGAGGGCCAAGUGGAUUUUCCAUGACCAUCAUUUCUGGGAGCAGCUGUGCUGGUAUAUACAAAGUCACGUGAUGAUACUGAUACCAGGUUAUAAAUUUAUGAUGGGCCUUAUUCAUACACUCACCUACUUCUUUGUUGCAUUCCACAGAAACAAGAAUAAAGGAAACUCCAAAAGCCUUGUAAUAUACAGUGACAAAGUGAAGAUUAAACAAGUUUUAACCAUUCGAGUAAUAGCAAAUUUUUUGAUAAUUCAUUUCAGUAACAUAACAUACACUGGCAUACACACACAUUGUUAUUCAAAAGAACCUGACAUCUGAAUUGCACCCUGGGACCUGCAGGUGGAAGGAGAGAACCACCUCUCACAAGUUAUCCUCUGAUAUCCACAGACAUGUGCACGCACACACACUCACACACACACACACAAACUGUCAAAACUUUAAAAAGAGAAUGGGGCCAGUGAGGCCAAGUAACCCUUUAUGGUACUUCCUUGCUACUCCAACCUUGCUCCCUGUUUACCCUCAGAUAUGUAAGAUUUUUCUGAACUUAAGAUCUUAACUCCCUAGUAAAUCAUAAACUCAUCUAAUUUUCAGAAACCUACCUGCUUUAGUCAAGAAGGUACGGAUUCAGGGUAGGCUGUGACAGACUUUUUAUCAUAUUUCACAAUCUACGCAGUCAUAGUCAAAUAAAUACUAAGUGAUUAACUGACACAGAGCAGCUGUUAAGUGUUUAUUGAACUGGCAAGCACGCGUGUGGAAUGCUGCAGAGAAGCAGCUCCUGGCCCCAGCAGUGUUUCCAGCUCUCAGCAGUUCCACUUAAAACAGCAGAACCCUGAACGAUCUGGGUAACUGCCCAGAAGUUUCACAUGUGCACAUCUAAACGCCCAUCAAAGCAAAAAUAUCAUCAAUGUCAUCUGCCUCUUUAGCAGCUUGUGGCACACUGUGUGUGUGUGUUUGUCUGUUUGUCCACAAACCAGUUUCAUUUCUACUGCCUGCUGUGAGAUUCCCAUGGAACCCCGGCUCCUUUGUUUUCAGGACAGACUUUGAAAGUCUUCUCAAGACCUGCUUUCUGUUAGGACAGACAUCUGUCCUCUGAACUGUCCCACCUGAGCGGCUCCACUUAGCACUAGGGUCCCUAGUGCUCUUCAGAGUCCCUUCAGGUUCCUGCUGAGUUUCCUUUAAAAGAGUUGACUGUAACUUUCUCUGCGGUUUCCUCUGUCUCGAUAAAACUUUAUGCUUUGAUCUUUUUUGUCUAGGAGAACACUUUGAAGUGCUGAUAAUGGAGCCUCGAAGAAGGCAGUUGCAAAGAGAUGUUUUCAUGCACUGUAGCUUCUUUGGCAAACUAAAGGACAGAAGAGAAAAAUCUCAACUUAUUAUGAUGCUAAAAAGUUAUCAAGCACUUUUAACUGUCUGCACCAACUUCCAACAGAAAAGUACACCAUUUGUUAUAAGCCCUAGGCCUGUAUGUAUGUAUGUAUAACCUCAAAUAUACAAAAUAAAGCAAUGGGAGUUCCAACCUAA
Molecule: messenger RNA, 4373 nt
Organism: Cricetulus griseus (Chinese hamster)
Lineage: Eukaryota; Metazoa; Chordata; Mammalia; Rodentia; Cricetidae
Source: RefSeq, a predicted model, not a curated record